UCGAGAUCAGCAGACGAACAGUCUUUUGUUAAGUCCAAUCUGCAAAGUACACGUCAUAUUUGAAAUUUUUAUAUAUUGCGGGAGGACUGACAUUGCGUUGCUUUUGAGUUUUCUGUUCAUUAAACAUGUGUUUGCGUGUAGAAACGUGUAUGAAGAUAAAAUGAAGUUCUGCCGUUUCUUAUAUUAUGUGUUCAUCGUACAAAUCAUCAACAGCUGUAUUGCCAAUAUCGUCACAAAGACUGAGGCUCCUGCUAGUUCUGCAGGGAAAACAGAUGACUCAGCCGACUUAAAUGACACCACCGAAUUUUAUAAAGAAAUUGAUCCUGUCUCCUCUAACACAUUGGCCGUAAAUUCAUUACCCACAGACACUUUCAAGGACACCCCCAGUGAAAUAUCAGAGAAUGUUGGACAAGCAUCCCAAAUAGAGUCAAGCUUUGAGGAUGUUUCAAAGUCAAAGCCCAUUGUUGAUGAAGUUGCUGUCAAUGAGAAAUUACCAGGUGUCCUGAAUCAGGGUACCUUAAGUCAGGAUCUUCCCGAUACAGGGACUGUAGGUGUGGUAACGCUUGUGGACUCAGCCUCAGCAGAUCUUCAAAAGCUUGCUACUUCAGCAUCAGCAGAGGUUACAACCGACAGCAAAUAUGAAAAGGGCUCUAGCGAAAAUACUACAGCUGGAAAUCUACCCCCAAUCGUUAUUUUACCACCUGCCAAAGUUGACCUGGUCAAUGAAAACCAUCAGGCAGAGGUUAUAACUGAAGCUACAACUGCUAAUGUACCAAAUUCAGAGCCACCAGUCGUGAGAGCUGAACCAAAAGUUGUUGAGCAGACUGUUAAAGUUGAAGACCAUGUAGAACCAGAAACAACAGAAAAAAGUUCUCCAUCCAUAGCUCAGCCAAAUACUCAAGUUUUUGGCAAACCUUUAGAGCCAGUUUUGCCUCCUCCUCCUCCUGCCCAACCCAGUAGCACCCUUGAUGCAUUACCUGUGCCAUCACCUGAAAUUCCUCAAGAAGAAAUACCAUCAUUUAGUGAAUGGACUCAAAAGCAAUUGGAGGAAGCUGAAAAAAAGAAAGGACAAAAUAAAACUGCUAAUUCCCCUCCAUCAAGAGGACCUACUCCAAGCAAGAUGAGAUCUAAGAACUAUGCAUCCCCUGAUUGUGGAGCAAAAAUUGUUGCUACGAAUCCAGAAGCUGAAAACCCUAGUGGUGUCUUAGCUAACUCCAAAGAUGAAUACCUUAUCAAUAAAUGCAGUACUCAAAGAAUGUGGCUCAUCAUUGAACUUUGUGAAGCAGUUCAAGCCAAGAAAAUUGAAUUAGCUAAUUUUGAGUUAUUUUCAUCAUCCCCAAAAGAAUUCUCAGUUUAUUUAAGUCAUAAUUUUCCGACUCGUGAUUGGUCCAGUGUUGGUCAGUUUACAGCUAAAGAUGAACGAACAGUGCAAAGUUUUAAUUUGCAACCUCAUUUGUUUGGAAAAUUUUUGAAGGUAGAGUUCAACUCUCAUUAUGGAAAAGAACAUUUCUGUUGUACGUCUCUUAUUCGUGUUUAUGGUACAAGUGAAUUCGAAGUGCUAGAAACUGAAAAUGAAGGUCAUGGUUCUGCUCAUGAGCUUGAUGACGAUGAUGAUGAGGAUGAGCAGCCUGUUGGUGUUGACACAGGAAAACCAUCCAAAAAUUUAUUCGGACAUGCGACUGAUGCUGUGUAUACAAUUGUUCGGAAAGCAGCUGAAGUUCUUGUGAAGAGUGGAGAUAGUCAAAAUCAAAGCCAAACUCUGGAUCAGAAAAAUGCUACUGCUUUAAUUCCUUCUUUCCAAGUGCGACCUCGACACUGUAGCACUUUGCGCCACCUUAUUGUUUGCAAUAACUGCAGUCCUGAAUUUUUUGAUCAAGUGUACCAUCUUCUUAGUUGCCAGGCAGAGGAUAUGCAGGCUUUGAUUGAGUCAACUUUUGUGCUUGAUGCCAUUAAUAACAGCCAGUUAUGUUCUUUAUCUGGCCUCGAUUAUAUAGCCAAACGAUAUUUGGCAGCUCCAUUGCGAAUCCAAAGUGAAGAUCAAUUGGAUCAAGCUGGAUAUUUGGCAGCCAUGUUGCCAGCAGAGUAUAUUGCUGCGCUGUGCAACAUCUUAGCUGUGCUAGAAGGGAAGGUUGUACUAAACACAAGUCAAAGUGCUAUGGCGCAGCAAGGAGCCAGCAUUAUUGGCCAACCCUCUCAAGAUUCACGGGAGUCAGACCUCAAAAACUUAUUAAUUGAACAUAAGGCACCUCAAACCUGCUCAAUGGAUGCAUCAUUUACUUCAUCAAACUGUCAAUCUGGUGGUAGUUCCCCUCAUACUCCUGAUGUAUCAACAAGUUUUCCAGGAAGCCAACCAGGACCUCCAUAUGCAUCCAUGGCUUCUGAGAUAAAACCGACAAGAACACUAACUAAAGAAGAGGUUAGAGAAAUUUCAGCAGAGGAAGCAGCUGUUCCACAUGCUCCAGUAGAGAAGUCUGCCAUCAGCCCUGAUGUAAAGGCAACCAUUCAGACUCCGUUCAAUGUGAAAAUUGAACCAUCUAUGAUCUCAGUUAAUAUGCCUGGAGGAUCAGCGGAGAAUCCGAAGGCUAGCUCCUUUAUUCCUGAAGUACCUCAGGACCCCAUAGCACCUGAACAAUUGGGUAUUGAUGCCUUAGACAGAGAUAAAGAUUUAGGUGAUACAUCCUUUGGCCUGGAUGGAGGGGUUUCUGAAGAUCAAGAGCCUUCGAAGGAUUUAGAUGCCCUUUUCAUGGAAAUGAAAGCACUCGACAACACUGAGGAAACUUCUUCAGAAGCUGGGUCAGCAACAACACCAAGCAGUGUGGUUACUCAAACUCGUGUUCCUUCUCAGCAAGCUCAAAAAGAAUCUGUGUUCUUGAGGCUAUCAAAUAAAAUUAAGGCCCUUGAGCGUAAUAUGUCUUUGAGUGGUCAAUACUUGGAGGAGCUUAGCAGGCGCUACAAAAAGCAAGAAGAAUUGAGCCGUGCAUUGAAUAAAACAUUGGUUCUUCUCAGAGAAGAAAUCCGAAAAUCUAAAGACAGGGAACAACAAAGAGAUAGUGAUAUUCUGUUUCUUCGCACUCAGUUAAUUCAACUCACAGCAACAGUUGAAGCUUAUCAGUCAGAAAAAGAUAGCUGGCAGCACAAGGCAGUUGUUUUCAGUCAACACUUUGCUCUGAUAGUCAUUGAGAUAGUUAUGUUUGCUGUCGUUAUCUGGAUGUGCCGACGGUUACCCACUGAUGCCGGCAACAUGUCAUCUACUGGCUCGCAAAGGAAGUGGAGCACAGGUUGGCGAAAGGUCAACAAAUCAAAUGUUAAACACCUGAGAAGACGUAGUUCCCUUGAUGGCCUCAGCAGUUCCAGUGAUGUUAAAAAGCGUCGGCCUAGUGAAGAAGCUCUCCAGAUUUCAGGAUCAUACAAGGAUUUACUUUUGCAAGAUGAAAACGUAGUUGUGGUCCAAGGAGAAGAUAUCACUCAUGAAGGAAGUGAUCAAAACUGGUUGGCUGUAACAGGCCCAAGAGAUCAACGGCGAAGGAGAAAACGCAGGAAAGAAUGCUUAGUGAAAUCCUCAUCUAGCAACAACCUCAGCCAAUAUCAGGCAAAUUAUUCUCAGACGGUCACUAGAAAAAUUUCUGCCCCCAUGCAUUCAUACUCAUUACCUAUUGAGAGUGGUGAAAUUGAAAGUCCUGAGGUACAGAGCACCAUGAGACAGGCCCAUUCACCAUCAAAUUCGCCCAACAGUUUGAAAACGGGGGAUAUCUGUCAAAGUGAGGCAGCUUUCGCACCUGACUCCCCAUCUUCAGGUAAUAUUAUCUCCUAUCAGGCCGCUCAAAUUCCUCCUGGUUUUACUGAAACCGCAACUUCUGCAAGGAGUAGAAGAUCCUUUAAUUUGGCUGAAGCCAACCUUCCAUUUCACCCAUCUGUAUCACCCGAUUGGAUGAUGAAUCACCAUGAUGGUGACAGUGGAAGCAGUGUAUCUGGUCAAUCAAGUCGUAGCAAAGGUUUAGAUUCUCUUGAGCCAGUGUGCAAUAGUAGUCAAAGUGAUAACCAAGGAAUUUUAAUGGAAGAUAAGAAGAAAAAAUUGGGUAAGAAGGGUGGUCUUAAAAGUAUGGUAAAAAAAUUCUUCUAACAGUGCAUUUUUCUUAUUGAAAAAAUGAAGGUGAGGUCUAUCCAUUAGUACCAUUCUUCUCAACCCUUUCUAGUCCAAGCCAAGUUUUUUUUAGAGAGACAAUUUUUGACCCUGAUUCUACUGGAUAAAUAGUGUCCAAGUAUUCUUUUUAAUUUGUUGAUUUAAAAUUAUGUCAUUCAAAUUCAGCCCCAAAGUUGGCUCUUAAAUUACCAAGUGGUAAAGUUGCGAUGAUAGUUAACAUCACCAUGGGACUCACUAUUACUUUUUAUGUACAAAGUGCAAAGUGUCUGAGUAAAAUAAAAAAUAUAGGUCUAUUAAGAGAUAAGUGAAUAAAUUGAAAAAGGGAGCAUGCUAAGCUGUGACUCUUAUUAACUGUGAUUAAGGUUGCACAUUUGUAUUAAAUGUCUCCACAUUCCCCUUGGAAUUUUCUUCUUAUGUUGAAGUCCAGUCAGUAGCUGGAUUAAGAUUUAGAAAUUAGAAAAACAGUGAAGCUUUUAUUUUCUGUAAUUUAGUCAACUAAGUCAUUAGGUAGAAAAUUGCUUGAUGAUGAUGAGUCUCAUAAUGAUGAAGAUCAUGGAGACCUCAAAAUCGCGUUGGUCACAAAGUUCCUGUUUGCCUGAAUUGGGACACCAUGCCAUGCAGGGAUUUAUAAAAAUAAAUGUUACGAGUUGUAUAGUUAUACAACAGCAUGUGCAGUUGUUGCAUAUUUCUAAUUAGGGCAAUCCAAUUGACUGUUCAAUUCAUUUUAUUUAUUAUCUUAUUUAUUUGUUAGGAAUUAAAUUGAGAGGCUUUUUUGCGUGUGUUGCAAGUUUUCAAUGUGGUGUGAAGUAAGCUAUCACUGUCUGUUGUUUGUCUAGUCAAUUAUCUUCCGAUGUAUUUCUUUCUUCCUAUAAUAGCUUGGGAAUGUGUUCACAGACAGGUCUGAGAUUUGCUUAUGGCUAGAAGAAAUUGUACUUAGUUACUAGAGAGGAAUUUUGAUCCCCUCUAUAAUUUGUUUGCGUUGAACAUUACCAGUUACUUCUUUUGUGAAUUUCCUCACUACAAAUCACUAAACAACAAAAAGAAACAACUUCUAGUAAACAUGAAUGAAAAUUUACUUACAGUUCGCUUCAGAAAAUAUCUUGUUGAUCUAACAUGUGACCUUGUUUCAUCAUGCAAAUGGCUGUGAACUGUAGAGACUGGUGAUUUUUCCAUUUGUCUUUUUUUUUCUUUCUGAAAUUAAAGGAACUGUGACUUAACUCUUCAGUACCAUUGGGUCCAAAUGUAAGGUGUAUUAUUACUGAAACUUGUUUUGGUAGCUGUUAAAUUGAGUGUAAGUUCAUUUUGUGUUACAUGGUUGCAGAUUUGUAUCAAGCGAUUGGACUGUAGGUUAUUAUCUAAGUAGUUUCAAAAGUCUAAGCUAUGUACAGGUAAUUUGCCAGAAACUUGUGAUCUGAUUAUUAUUAUUAUUAUUGAUGCUUAAAUUAUUCUGAUUUUUAUGAUUGUUACUGGGAGUCUUACAAUACACUUAAAACUGUACAUCAGUAAGAACUUGUUAGUUUUCAAUAAGUUGAAAUUUCCUUAUAUACAUAUGUGUAAAUCUUUUAGCUAAUUGAUCGAAGUUUAUGUAUUAUUUAUAUUCUAAUCUAGGUAGUGAUUAGUUUGCUCAGAACUUGCUGAUCACAAUUUUCUUUGCAUUUAUGAGAAUUAUUUCCUCUUGUAAUCGCCCCAAGUCAAAACUCAUCUUUAAAGAUGUUGGCAAUUGUGUGAUUAUAAAUUUUACUUAUCGAGAUGUAUCACGUGACUGAGCUGGAUCUGGAUAACCAGGUCUUGACCAUUGUUUUAAAUCUGUCUUAUCUUGUCAGCAAUUACAAUUGAUUCUUACUGGGUUUAAUUUUUCAGGUAGAUUCUGCUUUGUCUGUAGUUAUGUUCUUCCAGCUUCAAAGACUAGUUAUUCAGUGCAUCUGAAUUGAUCUAAAUACUUCUGACUUUAUUUUAUUUUAAUCAUGGGAAAUUGUUAAGUUUUGUGAGGUCGUUUCUGAGUUCACGUUUCAUAGAUCAAGGAGGUCAGAUUAUUUUCAGUCUCAAUUACUAUUAUUUUAUCAAUUUUGUUCCAAUUAAACGAUUUUCAUGGUCCAAAGUAAGAUGCCAUUUCCCCCUCCUUAGACUAUGUAUUUAUAGGAAGAAAGACUGUUCUAUUGUAAUGUAAUGUUUAUUUCAUUUGAAUCAAUUGAAAUGAGAGAAAAUAUUUUUCUGGUUACCAUGCUGUGACAAUACUUGGGGUGGUUAGCUUUUCAAUUUAUGCAUAUCAUUUAAGAAAAUGUUUAUGGACCUUAAAGAGCUAAAACCUGAAUUUAGUGUGAACAGUUUGUUUUAUGUUUAAAAAUUUGAGCUAAGUGAUCUGUAUCCAAUUUCCGUUUUAUCUGUUGCCUUGUUUCUUGUGUUUAUGUUUUGUGUUUUUAUUAAUGUACAAAUUGCCUUGCACUUCCGUAAGCAUAUAUUGCUGGUGAAUUAUGUAUCAAGAGGCAGAAUUUGUUUUUGUGUUUGUCCAUGUUCUUUUUCUGCGAGAGAUUGUUCUUGAUGGUAUCUUAAAUUUAUGUUUGAUCAGCUCUUUGAUAGAUAAAGAAAGGUACAUUUUCUUUUGUGUAUCACCAAUUUUCAUUUUUCAUGUCAUUCCUCACCUCAUGUAUGAAUGCUGUGAUCAUGUAGAUCCCCUGGUUUUCUUGGUCAUCAGAUGAAUUUCCUUCUGUGCAAAGAAACAUUAAUGGAUUAAUACUUACCAAUGACUACUUGAAAAAUGUAUCCAUUCAAUUCAUGUUCCUAUCAGUUUGAAGUACAGUUAAAAUGCUCUUCUUCUAAA
Messenger RNA from Frankliniella occidentalis (western flower thrips), 6959 nucleotides. RefSeq names its product SUN domain-containing ossification factor. NCBI's taxonomy places the organism in Eukaryota, Metazoa, Arthropoda, Insecta, Thysanoptera, Thripidae. Bases 161 to 4120 code for a protein of 1319 amino acids. The transcript has 12 exons. Gene Ontology annotation, biological process: protein folding in endoplasmic reticulum. Gene Ontology annotation, cellular component: membrane; cytoplasm. The record is from RefSeq and is a predicted model, not a curated record.